AUGGGACUGGUGAUUAACACAGACACUGUCUUCUUCCCCUUAGGUCUCAUUAACGACCAUAAAAACACACAUGGAGAUGCACCGCGGCCACUGCCAUCCGCACCACCAAGGUGGAACAACCCCCACCAGCCUGCCUUCAGCAGAAGAAGGGGAGCAUUUUCGGCCAGGUACUCCCAACAGGCUCCCAGGGAUUUUCAGCCGCGCCAGGGCCACUCCUGGCGGAAAAAAUACUCCCUUGUCAACCGGCCACCGGGAUCGGCGUGUGACAUUGGAAGUGGUGGAAGGGCCAGCACGUCUCGGGCUUUUGGAAGCCAUGGGGACAGCCAGACACCUGAGCCACCGGAAUCAUCCCCAGAGAGACACGUGGACUUAACCACAGAUGGUAAUAUAGUUGUGGGGAUCCAGCUGCCACAGAGGGGCGGUUCUUUCGUAGAUAUGGAAGGUUUCACUGACGUGGAUUCUUACUGUGAGUUUUCUGGGCUGAAAACGAUGGUUGCUGCUGCAGGUGAUGGUAAAAAUGUGCAGAAAUCUCUCUACACGAGCGGAAAUGAAGAGAGAAGACCCUCUCUCUCAGUUUCAUUUAGUUCAUCUCAUCGAAUGGUGCAUCUAGCCGGUGAUGUGUCUGGGAGCUCCCCCGUCUCUUGCGGAAGCUCCAGUGAAAACGCCGUGACACUGAAAUCAGAGCCGCAGCAGCCUUCGAUGUUGCCAGAUCACGAGCCGGCUCAGCACUUGGUACGGAGGAAGGCAGAACCACUGGCUCCAGGGCAGUCCAGCUGUGAGCAAGUCAGGGAUGCUUUCAGAGAGCCAAAGCUCCUUGGAAAUAGUGAGACAUGUGCUAGACCUGCUCAGGCUACGACUUUGGUGGUUGGGAUGUCUCCAAUGAAGAACAGGUUUUCCGUAGUCCCCAAAGCUCCUGGUCUUCAAAGAGUUGCCUCAACAUCGGUCUCCAGCAAAGCUUCAAAGUUCAGGAAAACUAAUUAUACGUGGGUCGCAAACCCUGGUAAAUGCUCUCGUACUGUGAAGAGAUGGGUCAGCCCUAGAGCUUCUGAAAGUGCUAAGAAGGUUGCUGGUGGAGCAGACAGAGGUGCUAAACUAUCGCCAAAAGCAGACUUGGGAGCAAAACUGAAGAAAUCGGGACUGCAGUCCAAACUGGGUGUUUCUCCCAGUAAGUAUAAGUGGAAAGCCUCUAGCCUGCAGACCUCACCUUCCACCUCCAAGUCAGCGUUCAGGUGGCGGUCUGAGGAUCAGAAAAAGCCUCCAGCCCCCAACCUCCCUCAAGCUGGCACUGCCCUGCCACCUCCAAGCGCUGCAUCUGUCAGUCUCAGCGGGGCGAGGUCCUCCUUCAAUGAUGCCGCUGCGCUGUCUAGCUAUAAAGUGAAGAGUCGGACAAAAAUCAUCAAGAGAAAAGGAAGCUUGGGUUCCCCGACAGAUAAGAAGAACAGCUCCUCUCCCACCACGCUUCUGAAAAGCCACUUCCAUCUCAGGAAGAAGAACUCCUUGCGAGGGAAACCUUCUGCGACACCGAAACGCUCCUCGCCCAAGGGCCUGGUGCAGAUCACCAAGCACAGGCUCUGCAGGCUGCCGGCCACCAGAGUGCAGGUCUCCACCAAAGAAGGAACCAACUUACACUUUGUAAGGAGCCCCCCAGCCAACAAGGUGAUAAAGACACGCUACAGGAUAGUGAAGAAGAACGUGGUGUCUCCAGCCUUGUCAUCUUUCAGCAGCCCCGGUCCCAACUGGAAGACGAAGCGCCCCGUGACAUCCAGAUCCCCGUUAUUAAACCAAACGCGCUCAUCGCCUCAAGGCGGCAAAUCCCAGCACGUGCAACAGAGAUGGAGGAGCAAAGGCUAUCGCUGCAUCGGCGGGGUGAUGUACCGAGUGUCGGCGAAUAAACUCUCCAAGACUUCCAGCACCCCUGGCCGGGGCAGAGACCUGAGCACCAAGAGCCCCGGCAGAGCAUCGAGGUUGCACUGUACGCCCAGUCCUGGCUUCUCUCCAUCCUCCUGCCUGAACAGAUCAGCUACGAGCCGAUACAUCGCCAGCCGUGCUGUUCAGCGAAGUUUGGCCAUCAUUCGUCAAGCCAAGCAGAAGAAAAAGAAGAAGGAAUACUGCAUGUACUACAACCGCUUUGGCAAGUGUAAUCGUGGGGAGAGCUGCCCCUACAUCCAUGAUCCGGAGAAGGUGGCCGUCUGCACCAGGUUUCUCCGUGGCACGUGCAAGAAGACAGACGGGACCUGUUCCUUUUCCCACAAGGUGUCCAAAGACAAGAUGCCGGUGUGCUCCUACUUCUUGAAGGGGAUCUGCAGCAACAGCAACUGCCCAUACAGCCAUGUCUACGUGUCCAGGAAGGCAGAAAUAUGCCAGGAUUUCCUCAAAGGUUAUUGCCCCAUGGGAGAAAAGUGCAAGAAGAAGCACACGCUGGUUUGCCCUGACUUUGCCAAGAAAGGUGUCUGCCCCAGGGGCACCCGGUGCAAACUGCUGCACCCACAGAAGAAGCGCCAUGCAAGAGAAGCCCAAGAUGGGGACCGCAGCGACCCCCCUGCCAAGUGGAGACGGGUCUGGGAGGAGACAAGCAGGAAUAAUCCAGCUCAGGUCCACGAUGAUGGAGAAAUGCCGGGACCCUCCAGCGCGGAGCAAGAGGUGAAGUUUUGGAAAGAGACAGACACCUCCUCAACCAGCUGGCUGCAAAAGCUGCCAUCCUUCAUCUCCCUCCAGUCUUCACCGUGCCCCGGUGAUCAGGGCUGCAAAGUGGAGAAGGACGAGGAUGAGUCGGAGGACGAGACAGGCAGUGCCAAAUGGAGGAGAACUUUGCCGCCGGCGUCUUCACGGGACUCCGAAAACACCCGUCUGGAGGAGGGUGGCAGAGGUCCCUCCAAAUCCAAACAAAAGCAGCAAAGCAUUGUGCCGAGCCGAGUACCUCCGACCGUGCAGCCGAUGGGUUUUCGCAUCCGUGGGUACAAUUUCCGUGGGGAUUUCGAGGCGGUCUGGCUCGCGGUGGGGGAUUUAUCCCCUGACUCAAGCGACUCGGGGCGCGGCGUGCCACCAAAGGCGCAAUGCCGUUAA
Messenger RNA from Charadrius vociferus (killdeer), 3063 nucleotides. RefSeq names its product zinc finger CCCH-type containing 3 (gene ZC3H3). The record is from RefSeq and is a predicted model, not a curated record. The transcript is spliced from 14 exons. Gene Ontology annotation, cellular component: nucleus. Lineage: Eukaryota; Metazoa; Chordata; Aves; Charadriiformes; Charadriidae. Gene Ontology annotation, molecular function: metal ion binding. The coding region runs from base 1 to 3063 and encodes 1020 amino acids.